Peromyscus leucopus (white-footed mouse) is the source of this 2170-nucleotide messenger RNA. Its product is annotated as olfactory receptor 4N5. The record is from RefSeq and is a predicted model, not a curated record. NCBI's taxonomy places the organism in Eukaryota, Metazoa, Chordata, Mammalia, Rodentia, Cricetidae. The coding region runs from base 748 to 1674 and encodes 308 amino acids. Gene Ontology annotation, biological process: G protein-coupled receptor signaling pathway. The transcript has a single exon. Gene Ontology annotation, cellular component: membrane. Gene Ontology annotation, molecular function: olfactory receptor activity; G protein-coupled receptor activity.
GAUCAUCAUAAUUUUUCCAUGUACUGAUUAUAGGUACAAUAAUGCCAAAAUUUUUUUGGAAAAUAUAUCAUUUGGGUACCAUUCUGAGAUAUAGGAGUAAGUAUAUUAAGAUAAGUCAAAAGCAAAUGCACCUGAAAAGCAAUAACAAGAAUUUAGGCACAGGAUGUACAUGUAGGUUUGGGCUGGUCAGAAAUUUAGUUAGGAGGAUGCCUAUAUGUGAAGUGAAGGUUUGGAUUCUAUUUCAGAUCCUAACAACAUGCUUGGAAGUUAGAACACAUGUGGGCAACAAAUGUGAUGGGAAUCAGCAAUUAAAUAAUUCAGAAAGGAAAUAAGAACUAAAUGGAAGCAUGUCAUGGGAAUUGAAGUAGAGAAACAAUUUCAAAUACAGUUUUCUCUAUGAUGAUACAAAGAAGGAACAAAAAUCUAGCAACUAUUCUAGCAAAAGAUUGAGUCACCACCAACAGAAAAAAUAAAAUAAAACAAAAGGAAUGGUUGACAUAGCUGUGAAAUUUAGCCCAUCCUCAUAAAAUUACAGUUAUGUACAAGCAUGUAGUGAAAUGGAAAUGAGAGUAUCUAUCGAAGAACAGUGUCUUAGUGGGGAUUAGGAAAGACAGGGUUUAACAUAGCUGCCUUUAGCUGUGGUGCACUGGUUAUGACAAUCAUUGUUUUCAUGUAGAUUUAAUCUUUGAAACAGAGGAAAAGGCAUGCAUAACACAUACCAUGUUUUAUUCUAUAGAUUAGGAAGUGAUGGAGACCAAUAACAGCUCAGUAGUAACAGAAUUCAUCCUCCUUGGCCUGACCCAAUCUCAAGAUACUCAACUCCUGGUCUUUGCACUACUUUCAGUUUUCUACGUAAUAAUUCUUCCUGGAAAUUUUCUUAUCAUUUUCACCAUUAGAUCAGACCCUGGACUCACAGCCCCACUUUACUUCUUCCUGGGAAACUUGGCCUUCCUGGAUGCCUCCUACUCUUUCAUUGUAGCUCCCAGGAUGCUUGUGGAUUUCUUCUGUGAGAAAAAAAUCAUUUCUUACAAAGCCUGCAUCACUCAGCUAUUUUUUUUGCACUUUCUUGGAGCGGGAGAAAUGUUCCUUCUUGUUGUGAUGGCCUUUGAUCGUUAUAUCGCUAUAUGUCGUCCUUUAUACUACUCCACUCUCAUGAACCCUAGAGUCUGUUAUGUGUUACUGUUGGCUCUGUGGCUUGGGGGUUUUGCUCAUUCCAUUGUACAAGUGGCUCUUAUCGUGAACUUGCCCUUUUGUGGCCCAAACCAGUUGGAUAACUUUUUCUGCGAUGUUCCACAGGUCAUUAAGCUAGCCUGCACUGAUACCUUUGCAGUAGAGCUCCUGAUGGUCUCUAACAGUGGUCUACUUAGCCUCUUAUGCUUCCUGGGUCUCCUAUCAUCCUAUGCUGUCAUCCUCUACCAUGUCAAAGGACACUCUUCUGAAGGGAAGAGCAAAGCUAUCUCUACAUGCACCACCCACAUUAUAAUCGUGUUUCUCAUGUUUGGGCCUGCCAUUUUUAUCUACACCCGCCCCUUUCGGGCUCUCCAAGCUGACAAAGUUGUUUCUCUCUUCCACACAGUCAUUUUUCCUUUGAUGAAUCCUGUGAUCUAUACACUUCGCAACCAGGAAGUGAAAACUUCUAUGAGGAAGUUAUUAAAUCAGUAUGUGGUCUGCUGACUGGAUAAAAGAAAGAGAAAACAAAAAAAAGUGAGAAAAUGUUCUUUAAAUGAAUUAAACAAUGUAUUUAUGCACAGAUUGAAUCAGUUCUUUAGCAAAUAUUGCGUUAUGUGCUUCUAGUUUUCUGAUAGUAUUCUAAGCAUGUGGAUAAGGCAGGUACAAUUCUAGGUCUCUCAGGGUUAUAUUCAAGAGAAUGAAGUCAAGCCAAACUACUGAACUUGAAAAAUCUCACCAGAAUCAGUGCUCUGGUGUUUUCAGAAUAGUAUUAUGCUAGUUAUAGCCCAGAGAGAUGGCCUUAGCUUUGGCUGUAAAGCAGGUUCUUGAAUGAUAUUGAACUGAAAUUAAAAGUAUUUAGGGGAAACAAAGCACAAUCAUAAAACAAAAUAAGCAUCAUGGAAAGCAUAGGAACUCAAAGAUUUGAAGGUUUAGGCACAUCUGAAAAACAUAAAUGGAUUAGAAUAGCUACCACAUAGUUAAGGAAUAUAGAGUAGCAAAA